Caenorhabditis briggsae is the source of this 303-nucleotide messenger RNA. NCBI's taxonomy places the organism in Eukaryota, Metazoa, Nematoda, Chromadorea, Rhabditida, Rhabditidae. Bases 1 to 303 code for a protein of 100 amino acids. The transcript has a single exon. The record is from RefSeq and is a predicted model, not a curated record.
AUGACUAACAACGAUGAAGGGGGAACGGAAACUGAAGAAAACCCGAAAACAGAAUCGCCGUUGAACAAGAAUGAAAUCCUUGAAAAACUGGAAAUCCUUGAAAAACUGGUGGUGGCUGAAACUGAGAAAAUCGCAAAACCACAUAAACGAAAGUUCGAUGAAAUCGCGGAAAAGCUCCAAUCAAUGAAAAGUUCGAUUACGAAAAUGAAUAAAGACGAGAAGAAGGCGAUUUUUGAUGAAUACGAGAAGAAGGCGAUUGAAAAGUCCAGUUUGGCGAAUGUGAGAUUCGGAGGAGAAAACUGA